Molecule: messenger RNA, 375 nt
Organism: Trichoderma harzianum CBS 226.95
Lineage: Eukaryota; Fungi; Ascomycota; Sordariomycetes; Hypocreales; Hypocreaceae
Exons: 2
Coding region: 1-375 (124 amino acids)
Source: RefSeq, a predicted model, not a curated record
AUGGAGUCUAAACCUAUACUAUUCUAUGACCUUGCUGGAAGAGUAAACAAGUGUUACUCAAACAACACUUGGAAAAUACGUUUGGUGCUCAAUUAUAAAGCCGUCCCCUACGAGGUUGUGCACACUGAAUACCCUGACAUCAAAGAUCUUCUUAUUUCCAAAGGCGUGAAACCUAAUGUUAUCGACGAAUAUACAUGGUUUCCAUUUACUCUUCCGGCAGUGACACUUCCUAACGGAUCGACUGUUCAAAACUCACGUGCUAUUGUGGACGAGCUCGAACGGCUAUUUCCAUCACCAUCUAUGCGGCUUGACAAUGGCUACACGGAGCGCGCAAUACGGCUCGCCCACGACCUAGAUGGGGCUUGGGGCAGAUGA